This is a messenger RNA of Lolium rigidum, 702 nucleotides long. Its product is annotated as lysosomal Pro-X carboxypeptidase-like. The transcript is spliced from 7 exons. The record is from RefSeq and is a predicted model, not a curated record. Gene Ontology annotation, biological process: proteolysis. Lineage: Eukaryota; Viridiplantae; Streptophyta; Magnoliopsida; Poales; Poaceae. The coding region runs from base 1 to 702 and encodes 233 amino acids. Gene Ontology annotation, molecular function: dipeptidyl-peptidase activity; serine-type exopeptidase activity.
AUGACGAUUAGCUCUAGUUAUCUUCCAUAUACCGAUUUCCUGGAGAAUCUGCCUGCCAACCCUGUCAAGGAGAUGUGCAAGAUCAUCGACGCUUUCCCCGCGGGAGCAGACGUCGUUGACAAGGCCUUCGCAGCAGCGAGCCUGUACUACAAUUACACGGGUGACCAGAAGUGCUUCAAGGUGGAGGGUGAGGAUGACCCCCAUGGCCUCAGCGGCUGGGUCUGGCAGGCCUGCACCGAGAUGAUCAUGCCGAUGAACGUGUCAAGCGAGAGCAUGUUCCCACCAUCCGGCUUCAGUUACGAGGAGGGGUCCGAGGAAUGUGUCGAGAGCUACGGAGUUCGGCCGAGGGAUCACUGGAUCACUACCGAGUAUGGUGGCACCUCGAAACAGAAAAUUUAUCAAGUUCUCAAGAGGUUUGGGAGCAACAUCAUCUUCUCCAACGGGAUGCGUGGCCCGUGGAGUCGAGGCGGGGUUCUCAAGAACAUAUCAUCCAGCAUCAUUGCUCUCGUCACAGAGGAAGUGGCUCAUCAUCUGGACUUCAGGUCUGCAACCAAGGAGGAUCCAGACUGGGUGGUAGAACAAAGGAGGCAAGAAGUUGAGAUUAUACAGGGGUGGAUAGAUCAGUAUAACCAGGACACUGCAGGAGAUGUCGCAGGUGAUAGACAAAGAAAAUUAACAUUAGUGCAGCUGCAAAUUCAGUAG